AUGACAGAGUACUCAUCUCGUUUGCUGCAGAUCAGUCACUUUGCUACCUGUGCCUGUCUCAGUAACAGAAAGGACUUUCCCAGCUUCUUCAGGACAAUUCCCAGUGAUUAUUACCAAAGCAGAGCAAUGGCAAAGCUUGUGAAGCACUUUGGAUGGACCUGGGUUGGGGCCAUUAGAAGUAACAACGAUUAUGGCAACAAUGGAAUGACUACCUUUAUACAAGCUGCUCAGCAGGAGGGGAUCUGUAUUGAAUAUUCAGAAGCCAUUUACAGAACUGAUCCGAGGGAGAAAUUCCUUGAUGUUGUAGACAUAGUUAAGAAAUCAACAUCAAAAGUAAUUGUUGCUUUUGUUGCAGAUAAUGAAAUGGAUCUACUAGUUAAAGAAUUAAUCAUUCAGAAUGUCACAGGCUUCCAGUGGGUGGGCAGUGAGGCAUGGAUUACAGACAAGAACCUUGCAAGGGCAGGCUAUACAGUCCUGGGUGGGGCUAUUGGGUUUGCAAUUCCAAAUGCAGACAUACCAGGACUGAAAGAAUUUAUUCUAAAUGCUCGUCCAUCAACCACACCUGGAAACACAGGUUUGAAUGAGUUUUGGGAGGACAUUUUUAAUUGUAGUUUUAUAUCUGUGAAGGCAAGUGUUAAGGAGUGCACAGGAAAAGAGAAUUUGAGAGAAAUAAAUAACCAAUUUGCUGAUGUAACUGAACAAAGGAUAUUGAAUAAUGUGUAUAAAGCAGUGUAUGCAGUAGCUCAUUCACUACACAAUCUGAUGAAAUGCCAAAUGGAACAAAAAUUCUCUAAAAGAGAAAUGUGUGCAAAUCAAAAUAAAACAGAACCUUGGCAGGUUUUACAUUACUUGAGAAAAGUUAAUUUUACAACUAAGAAUGAUGAGAAUGUAUAUUUUGAUGAAAAUGGAGAUCCAGUGGCACGGUAUUCAUUAGUAAACUGGCAGCUGAAAAAAGAUGGACUCACAUUUGAAAUUAUUGGUCUGUAUGAUGCCUCUUUACCAGAAGGACAGCAGUUUAAGAUGAAUGUAAACUAUAUAAAACUGAAUCAAAGUAAUGUACUAUAGGUAACAAAGUCAGUGUGCAGUGAGAGCUGCCUUCAAGGGACUCGUAAGGCCAUUGAGAAAGGGAAGCCAGUCUGCUGCUUUGUCUGCAUCCCCUGUGCAGAGGGAGAGUUCAGUAACACUACAGAUUCACCUGAUUGUUAUAGGUGCCCCUUGGAAUACAUAUCUAAUGAACAAAGGAAUCAAUGUUUAUUGAAAACCUUUGAAUUUUUGUCAUUUGGAGAAUUAAUGGGAAUAUUUUUAGUAACAUUUUCAGCUUUUGGUUCUUGCUUAACCAUAGCUGUAGCUUUUAUUUUUUUCCGAUACAGAUUUACUCCAAUAGUAAGAGCCAAUAACUCUGAACUGAGUUUUCUUCUGCUCUUUUCAUUGACUCUGUGUUUCCUCUGUUCACUUACUUUCAUUGGCCAGCCCUCUGACUGGUCCUGUAUGUUGCGCCACACAGCAUUUGGGAUCACAUUUGUCCUGUGCAUCUCUUGUGUUCUGGGGAAAACAAUAGUGGUGUUAAUGGCCUUUAGGGCUACACUGCCAGGCAAUAACAUUAUGAAAUGGUUUGGACCAAGGCAGCAGCGAUUAAGUGUUCUUGCUUUAACUUUCAUACAGGUAUUGAUUUGUGUAUUUUGGUUGACAAAAACACCACCUUCUCCUAAAAAGAACAUGAGCUACUACAGAGAAAAGAUAAUUUUGGAAUGUGAUUUAGGAUCACUAGCAGGAUUCAUUGCUGUGUUAGGAUAUAUAGGAUUCCUCUCUGCCAUGUGCUUUGUGCUCUCUUUCCUGGCUCGGAAGCUGCCUGAUAACUUCAAUGAAGCCAAAUUCAUUACAUUCAGCAUGCUCAUAUUCUGUGCAGUCUGGAUUACCUUUAUCCCAGCCUAUAUCAGCUCUCCUGGGAAGUUCACAGUGGCUGUGGAAAUAUUUGCAAUUUUAGCAUCAAGUUAUGGGUUGCUUUUCUGUAUUUUUAUGCCAAAAUGUUAUAUAAUUUUACUAAAACCUGAAAAAAAUACAAAAAAACUUUUGAUGGGAAAAAAUAAAACUUCUUUAUUCACAUCAUAA
Lepisosteus oculatus (spotted gar) is the source of this 2109-nucleotide messenger RNA. The record is from RefSeq and is a predicted model, not a curated record. Lineage: Eukaryota; Metazoa; Chordata; Actinopteri; Semionotiformes; Lepisosteidae.